UUUAAAGGACCACCCCUUCUUUCAAGACCUUCGAUCCCCAGCUUCUUUCUUCCCAACUCUCUCUCUCUCUCUCUCUCCGGCAGCCCACUUUGUUUGUCCUAAAAAUAUCGACAACGGUACUCCGAAACUUAGUCGAUCAUGGACCGUAGGUUCAUCAACAACCACCCUUUUACGGGUACUGAUCAAGAUGAUCAGAAUGAGGCCACUCCAGAAAACGGCGCUGAAUCCCCGCCUUCUUCCAUCUUCAACGACAUGAAGAUCACCUCCGUUUCGUCCCCAAGAAAAAGGCGUACGAUACAGAAAAGAGUGGUGUCAGUGCCAAUCAAGGACGUGGAAGGGUCCCGGCUCAAGGGGGAGAGCAAUACUCCACCUUCCGAUUCCUGGGCGUGGAGGAAGUACGGUCAGAAACCCAUCAAAGGAUCUCCUUAUCCCAGGGGUUACUAUCGGUGCAGUAGCUCCAAGGGCUGCCCAGCGAGGAAACAAGUAGAGAGGAGCCGUCUGGACCCCACAAUGCUAGUGGUCACCUACUCGUGCGAGCACAACCAUGCCUGGCCGGCUUCUAGAAGCCACCAUAACCAAUCAACGACGCCCAAAACCGAGAAGCCCGAACCGAUUCCGGACAAGCAGCUCGACCAGGAAACGACGUCGUCCGCGGUGCUCGCGGAUCUGGGCGACGAGUCGUUGAUGUUGAGCGACGAGUUCGGGUGGUUCAGCGACAUGGAAACUACGUCGUCCACGGUGCUGGAGAGCCCGAUUUUCGCUGAGAGCAGCGUGGGAGGCGUCUCUGACGUGGCGAUGUUCUUCCCGAUGAGGGAGGAGGACGAGUCCUUGUACGCCGAUCUGGGCGAGUUACCGGAGUGCUCCGUUGUGUUCCGCGGCGUGGGACCAGGAGUCGAGAUCUACUGACACGUGUCUCCAGCCGGACCCACACUAUCCCCCAACCCCAGUUUGUCAACUGUGUGCGUAUCGUGCGCCACAAGAUACCAAUUCUUUUCUCUUUUUAACAUUUUUUUAAUAUUUUUAUCUCUUUCUUUUUUAAAAUUUCCUUGAAUUCAGCGUCGUAAAUGAAUAAAAAAAAAAAAAAAAAGUCUAGUUUGGCUCCGCCCCUCUA
Molecule: messenger RNA, 1111 nt
Organism: Alnus glutinosa
Lineage: Eukaryota; Viridiplantae; Streptophyta; Magnoliopsida; Fagales; Betulaceae
Product: probable WRKY transcription factor 65
Exons: 3
Coding region: 139-906 (255 amino acids)
Biological process (GO): regulation of DNA-templated transcription
Cellular component (GO): nucleus
Molecular function (GO): DNA-binding transcription factor activity; transcription cis-regulatory region binding
Source: RefSeq, a predicted model, not a curated record